This is a messenger RNA of Fusarium subglutinans, 1023 nucleotides long. RefSeq names its product COP9 signalosome complex subunit 5. Gene Ontology annotation, molecular function: deNEDDylase activity; protein binding; metallopeptidase activity. The transcript has 2 exons. The coding region runs from base 1 to 1023 and encodes 340 amino acids. Lineage: Eukaryota; Fungi; Ascomycota; Sordariomycetes; Hypocreales; Nectriaceae. Gene Ontology annotation, cellular component: cytoplasm; COP9 signalosome. Gene Ontology annotation, biological process: protein deneddylation. The record is from RefSeq and is a predicted model, not a curated record.
AUGGAGGCAUCUGCUUUGAAGGCUUGGGAGUUGGACAACAAUGUCCAGCUAGUCGAUCCCAAACGCGACGCUCUCUACAACUUCGACGCCGAGGCUCAGAAGGCCAUAAACAGCGAGAAGGCAUGGAAACAAACACCAGAAUACUUCAAGCAUGUACGAAUAAGCGCUACUGCUCUCAUAAAAAUGACUAUGCACGCGCGAUCCGGCGGCAACCUCGAGGUCAUGGGUUUGAUGCAAGGCUACACCCACCAGGAUACAUUUAUCGUCACCGACGCAUUCCGACUGCCCGUUGAAGGAACAGAGACUCGUGUCAACGCCCAAGGCGAAGCGAACGAAUACCUUGUCGAGUAUCUCGAUCUAUGUCGAGCGCAGGGCCGACAGGAGAACGUGGUGGGCUGGUAUCACAGUCACCCAGGCUACGGAUGCUGGCUGAGCGGUAUCGAUGUUGAUACUGAGGCCAUGCAGCAGAAGUGGCAGGAUCCAUUCCUUGCCGUCGUUAUCGACCCCGAUCGUACUAUCAACUCAGGCAAGGUCGACAUCGGCGCUUUCAGAACCUACCCGGAGGACCACCAGCCCGGUAAUGGCACAGCCAGCUCUGAUGGCUUCCAAGCAGUGCCGCUUGCCAAGGCCGCAGAGUUUGGCGCCCAUGCCAGCCGCUACUACAGUCUCGAAGUGUCUCAUUUCAAGAGCUCUCUCGACUCGCAUCUCCUCGAGCUCCUCUGGCACAAGUACUGGGUACAGACUCUUAGCCAGAACCCACUGAUCACGAACCGCGACUAUGGCAACAAACAGAUGCUCGAUCUGAGCUCCAAGAUCAAGGAAGCGACAACAGGCAUCGCGAGAAGCCGAAAUGGACAAGGCAUGAUGGGUACGGGCCAAAAGAGCUCCGACAAGGCAGUGGACAAGCUGGCAAAGGAAGCCAGCCUCAUUGCAUCUAAGGAGAGGUCUGGCCUGGUUGCUAAUCAGGUCAAGGCUAGCGUUUUCAAUGACCUCGGAUCAAAGGCUGAAGAACCAACACCGUGA